Centropristis striata (black sea bass) is the source of this 4727-nucleotide messenger RNA. RefSeq names its product shisa family member 9b (gene shisa9b). Lineage: Eukaryota; Metazoa; Chordata; Actinopteri; Perciformes; Serranidae. Gene Ontology annotation, biological process: regulation of AMPA receptor activity; regulation of short-term neuronal synaptic plasticity. Gene Ontology annotation, cellular component: postsynaptic density; postsynaptic membrane; AMPA glutamate receptor complex. The record is from RefSeq and is a predicted model, not a curated record. The transcript has 4 exons. The coding region runs from base 318 to 1454 and encodes 378 amino acids.
GUGACCAGCUCUGUGGAGUGAAGCAGCCUCAUAGGCGUCUGACACACUCCAGCACAGACAGGUGCACCGCUUCAGUGAUACUCUAACUAUCUACUUAAGUAGACUGGUCUUUGGAAAGAGCUUGAACUAUACCUUUACACAAUAAAGCUUGUUUUUCAAGGAGAUAAAAGUACAGGGGCGCACUGUGCUUUUACGCAUGGAAGUUGGAAUCAGCCUAAUUACAUUUACGCAUGGCUGUGUCUCGUGUCUUCGGAAGAUGUGUCCGGACUUGUAGGAGCUUCUCAGGGCGUCAAGAGCGGGGUAAUAAGUGAGCAACGAUGCGGGGCACUGAGCUGCUGCUCGGUUACUUUCUGGUGAAAGUUAUGGUGUGCGACGCGGAGGGAGAGCCGGGUCAGACGGUCGACGACUUCAUAAUGGUGACCGGGUUUAACGACUCAAAGGAAGGGGAGAUCGGGGUCACGGAGAGCCCGCACAUGGAGGACAAGUGCCGCGGCUACUACGACGUGAUGGGCCAGUGGGAUCCACCGUUCGUGUGCAGGACUGGCAGCUACCUGUACUGCUGCGGCACCUGUGGCUUCAGGUUCUGCUGCGCGUUUAAAAGCUCCCGGCUGGACCAGACCACCUGUAAGAACUACGACACCCCGCCGUGGAUGAUGACAGGAAGACCCCCGCCAAAAGUGGACGUGGCGCUGGAAAAUGCGAAGGAUAAAACCAACCUCAUUGUGUAUGUCAUCUGCGGGGUCGUGGCCAUAAUGGCACUCAUAGGAAUUUUCACCAAGCUAGGUUUGGAAAAGACGCACCGUCCGCACCGAGAAAAUAUGUCAAGAGCUCUUGCACAUGUUAUCCGCCAUCCAGCCUCAGAACAUAACGACGACAUUGGACUUGGCCAGCACUAUGAGAACAUACAAACCAGAGUCACUGUUAACAGUCUCCAUAGCAACCAGAUGAACAACGCGGCUCAGGCAUCAACUUUGAUAACACAGCCUUACCCGGACAUGGGACCAAUCACCAGCCCCUAUGAACAACAGAAACCUGUCAAGGAUCUCAACAAGUACGCCACUCUCAAGGCUGUGGCGGAGAAAGCAAAUGACAGCUUCUACAGCAACCGCCGGCAGUUGAUCGAGAUGACAACCAAGGGCAGCCUUCCCAUGGAAGCUGUGGACAUGGAGCCGGAGCCGAGCAAUCCUUACAGCCCACCCAGACAGAUGUCUGCAAAGCAGAAUGGACACAAGUACAAAAACCCCAAGAGCCACAGCUCCCAGUCACUGCACUACAGCUCCUGCACUGUUGCGAGCCCGGGGGUGCUAAGACCCUGGGAGAGCAAUGACAUGGGACUCCGGCAGAGCUACGGGCCAAAGAAGCUCUGCAUCAUAGAGAAGGAGCUGCACACCACCCGCUACAUGCCUCCACAACCAUACUUUGUCACCAACAGCAAGACAGAAGUGACAGUAUGAAGGACUGUCUAAGCAUCAGGCUUACAAGUAGUCUAAGUUAAAGGAAGGCCGUAGCUGCUGACUGCUGUAAGAAAUCAGCAUGGACUGUAAUAUGUGCAGUUGUGCAUGUGAUGGGCAGCAUUUAAGACGCCACAUUAAGGCGAAAUUGCUCGGUGACAGGACUCGGUAUCAAUCACUGUUCUGCAGGAAGACACAGUGAUGAAGAGGUUGUCUUCUAUAUUUAUAUAAUCCAACUAAAACAAAACACAAAGGUUACAUAACGCAUAUAUGACAUGUGACACAUACAGUGCUGUUGUCAGUAUAUCAAUGGACCAUAACGUUUAAGAAUACUUUAUCUUUUUUUUUUCAAGGUUAAGUUGCCUGUGGUUAUUGGAUACUGAUAAAAUGCUUACAUAGACAUUUUAGAUACUGAAAAUGCCUGGUACUGCUAGUUCGUGGAUCAAGUGCAGUAUCCAGGUUGUGCAUUUAGUUAUUUGAAAUGAAAGUAGUUCUCAGUAUAUGGCACAAGUUAAUCAGGAAGAACAUAUUUGCAGGACAAAUGAGGAUAACUGAUGUUUAAAUCAUACUUUGUUAUACUUCAUUAUCAGCUACAAACUAAUUAGACCCUAAGAUCUCAAUAAUCAUCUCACUCCAAAAUAUUACAUACAUUAGUAUUGUCAUUUUAAAUGUCUAAAGUCAAACUUAAAAACAUGAGCGAUAUCAGUUGGUCACACACAGUUCCAGUGGCCAUGACUUCAUGAUCAGUGACUUCAGUAAGAAUUUAAGUUUGUUUCCAAAAGUUAUCUGUGCUGCAUUCAUUUGGAGUGAUUCAUAAGCUAAGUUAUAGAAUAUAUAUAUAUAUAUAAGAAACAGAAUGUGAAAGUCUUAGUUUUGACCAAAAUUACUCAAAAUCCAUUAAAAAAAAAGUGAAUAAGAAUGUAAUGCCACUUUUCAAAACGUCUAAUUUUGAAUGAAACCUUCCAAGUCACAGCCAUCCCACUGAUGCAUAUAUUUCCGUGAUUACUACUGUACAUGUAGGAGAAGUAGUAUCAGUGUUGAACCAGUGUUGUGUUGGUGUAAUACUGUAGUGCCUCUCAUCAGUACCAGCAUGUGUGUGGUGAUCCUAUAACAUAAUGUAGGUGAAGCCCCAGUAUUAGAACAGUGAUUGGUCUUAGUCACCCAUUACGCCCCCAACAAAAGUCGUGUGAAGUUCAGUGUGAAGAUGGAGGCGCAGUGUUCACAUUACAGUUUAAACUUUCAGCUUCCUAAGAAAUGUAUUUGAUUUAAUUCCAAAUAUCACUUUUGUUAAAUGUAUCUGUAGCGGACAGUCUGAAGCUUGUGGUACAGUUGUAGUUGAAGAGGACACAUUAUACUCAUUUUCAGGUUCAUACUAGUAUUAUAUGUUUUUACUUGGAUAUGUUUACAUCCUUUAUGUUACAUUCACAUGGAAUAAGGGAGACAGUAGACGGCAAACAGACGACACCUUCUGGACAGCACGGGAUAAAAAAAAAAAAUUGCAACAUUAUAGAGGUGAUAGAAAAUUAGGAAGAGCGUAAUAGGUCCCCUCUGAACUUCUGUUAGGAUAAAUGUCAAAAUGUUGGGUUUUUCUCUGUUACUACUCAAAAUUAAACUGUCCUUUGUUUGACUCACAACAACAUACUACAUGAUAAACUGGACCCGCUUUUGUGGUAUUUGAGUCAACUAUUAAAAAGUAUGUUUAAAUAUUGGUCACCACUUCCUAUCUCAGCUAAAUCACCAUAUCAAGAACUAAGUUUAAAAGGACAUCCAUGCCACACUUGGCAAAAAGUUUUAAAUAAGGUUCUCUGGUGCAAUUGAUCAUUUGUUUCACUGAUUUUCCAGCCAAGAAAAUAAACUGUAAAAAGAUCACGUUCACGCCUGCCUGCUAGUCUUACUCACGCGGUCGACUAUUUCAAGCAGCUGAGGACAAGGCAGCACUCAUAGCUGAUACACAAGUGGGAAGUGUAUUUAUGUAUUCUCAAGCCCAAAUCAUAGUUGUUAAUAUUCUCACAGAUGUCCAACCACACUGUAUGCACUAUUUUGCAUAAUAUGUAGAUCCAGUGCAAACUGUGCUGUCACACAGUUAAUGAACAUCGUUAUUUCACGCUAUUUAAACUCAUGUUCAGCUGGAUUUUUAUUCAUGCGAAUUAUAUUGUAUAGUGGAAAUUGUUUUACCUUUUCCUCAAAGAUACUGAAAUCACUGUUACUAAGCUGCACCACACCAUAUUUACACAUGAAGAUCUACUGUAAUACUGCCAGUUAAAGACAUAAUGUGUAUAAUAUGUUUGCUUUACAACAUCUAGAUGUGGCAACACAGCAGCAAUGUUAUAUUGAAAUUUAAAGGAAAGCCCCUAUGAUUACAGGUCUAUUACAGUUCACUAUGAUGGCUAUCUAUUUCUUAUAUCACUGUUAGCUUAUUAUCAGAAUAGGCAUCUGAUUAAAUGACUGUUCUAAUGAAUGUUAUGCGACAUUAUGUACAAUGCAAAGUUGUUUUGGUUAAAGGUGACCUUUUAAAUAUAUUCACAACCUCUGUAUUUCACAGUUCACAGCCGCCAUGCAUUUAUUACAGGAAAUUACUGAGCAUUUAAAUGUUUUCUAUACAUUGUUUGUGCAGUAUUAUAUAAUCCCUGUGUUGCAAGUUUCCUGCAAAAACCUUGAAUCUCUAAAAUGUCACUUUUGUUGUAUUGAAUUUCAUAAAGUUUAAAACCGUUCAAAAAAUACCACAAUACAACUGAAUCAUCAAACCAGUGAUUCAAUUAUGUUGUGGUGUUUUUUUAAACAGUUUGGAAAGGUCCAAGGUUCAUGAAACAUUUUCUGAAUGUGGAAAACCUCUAUGACUGCAUUUUACACUGAUACAAGGUUUCUACAAGACAGUGCACGCCAACGAUGUCAACUUCUUUUUAUGUAUUAGAUACCACCCAAGUGUAGCAUACCUUGUACAAAGGAAAUAGUCAUAGGCAAUGAACAACUGUAGCACAAUGUCAGUAGACUCCGUUUACCUGUGCAGCUUGCACGUAAACAAUAUCAGUAAAGCUACUGUAGCUUUUAGCAUUUUGUAAUUGGUUUAUUCAACUGACUUACCUCUUUCUUUUUAACUAAAAGGAAAACAAACAUUUGGCUGAUGGUAGAAUCUAGUGUGCCAGCGGCAAAAAAAUAAAAAAUAUGAAAGUUGAUGCAUGAAAGCACAAAAACAGAGAAACACAUUCCUUCAGAGGUAAGUUGUCUCUAGCAUUUUGGUGCUUAAUAAAACUUUUUCUCUUGCUUUUUAAAUUCUGA